Cetraspora pellucida is the source of this 3075-nucleotide messenger RNA. NCBI's taxonomy places the organism in Eukaryota, Fungi, Glomeromycota, Glomeromycetes, Diversisporales, Gigasporaceae. The record is from the annotation of a GenBank genome assembly.
AUGGAUCCAAGUACUCGCAAAAAUGGUGUGCCAAAAACGCAGAAAGCUAAAAUUCCACCUACACUAAAGCCAAAACCUCCUAAACUUUCUACGACACCUUCAAAUAGAAUUGAUAGUGAGCCAAAUUCAUCAUCCACUCAUAAACAAUCGAGUCCGAACACAAUAAUGAUCCGUGGACCAAAUAUUAAUAGGCUAUCAAGUGUUUUCGAAGAUCCAAAUCUAACAGCAGAUCAAACGAUUAUCAAAUCCCGUGUCGCCCCGUCGCUUCCUUUGUCACCAAAAUUGCCUGUCCCUAUGGUUAAGAAAACUUACAUAAAAAAAUCCAUCUCACGUGAUAAUAUUGCGAGUGAGAAAAAGGCGAAUAUUGAUGAAUCUUCAUUAAUAUUUGAUGAUAUCAAAGCGAAAUUUCAACAAGCUGACGAAAGUGAUUGUGCAAUUCCUAUUCAGACAAAAAAAUUUGCCAGUAAUCGUUCUAUUGUAUUAUCAAAAAGCCCAGAUGAAAUAGUAAGUACACCUACUAGCUUACACAAACGUACAAGUAAUACCAAUAUUAAGGAAACAGGCUCAUUCGCUAGUAAUGAAAAUGGUAUCGACCUUGAUUGGGUUGAUAUACCAUAUAUUAAUAAAGUAUUAGAGAUGAAUGAGGAAAAUAAUUUAAAUGAUUCAGAUAUCAUGUCACAAACAUCAAAUUCAUCAAUUAGUAAAAAUCUUGGGAGAAGUAAUUCACAUAGUGCCCAAUCUUCAAAAAGAAAUUCUAUUGUUAUACCAUCAAAUGAUUUUGAAGCGAAAAGAGCUAGCAUUGCGAAUUUACUUUCAGGAUCAUCUCCGAUUUUAGUACGGCCCAAGGAUUUACACCUAGAGACCUCAAAAGCUUUACCUCCGAUACCAACGCGGUCUCCCUCACAAUCUCCAUCUAUAAAAUUCAUAUCUCCUAUUUCAGAUACAAAUGGUGGAUCCAAAAGCGAAAUAUCGUUGACAAGUUUUUCAAGCGAAACAACACUUGUCGAAGAGGAUGAAUAUUCAAUUGAUCUAAAAAGGCGUAAAAAACUGUGGAAUGUCAUAAAAGAGUUAGUAGAAACUGAAAGGAUUUUCUUUCAAGACAUGGUACUUUUGGAAAAGGUUUAUUUUAUACAAGCACAAGAAGUUCCUAUUUUCAACCCAUAUGAUUGUAAAACAAUAUUUAGCAAUCUUCCGGAUAUAAUAGACUUUUCGGAGCAUUUUUUAAAUUCAUUGCUUGUAGCUAGUGGAAUCGGGGAAGCAGAUGAUGACCCUGAAAAACAUUACGAACUUGAGAAUGAUAAUACAAGUAUCGGAGAGGAGUUUGCGCGGAUGAUGAAAAAGUCUCAAGGUGAGGAUAGCAGAUUAGAGGCAGUUUAUGGAGAAUAUUGCAAAAGACAUGAAGCAGCCGUUCAGAAACUUCAGGAAUUCGACAAUGAUGAAGAAGUUCAAGGGUUUUUACAGAAAUGUAAAAGCCAAUGCGAGGGUCGAACGAGAAGUUGGGAUAUUGCCAGUCUUUUAAUCAAACCAGUGCAACGCGUAUUGAAAUAUCCGCUAUUAUUGCAACAAAUUUUGUCCCUUACAAAACCUUCACACCCAGAUUAUGAGCAUCUUAAAUUUUCUUUUUCAGAAAUUACGAAAGUUGCAGAACGUAUUAAUGAAAUAAAAAGGCGCAAAGAUAUAGUUGAAAAAAUUGUGGGCAGUAAAAAAAAGUCAGAUGCGGAUAUAAAGCAUGCUACUGGUAUUGCAAAGCCUACUGAAGAUGAACUCUAUAAAGCUUAUGUGACCAAAUUUAAAACUUUAGAACAAAAAGGGAUUCAACUAGCUAAAGAUGUGAGAAAUUGGGUAAAGCAUGUUAAAAUGUUUUUUGAAGACCAGCAACGCUUGGCAGCUGCAAUCGAGGACUUUUAUAUAUUAGGAGUUGCUGCUAAUAAAACUUCGGAUGAUUGUAUCAGAAUUGUAGAAUAUGUAAAAGCCAUCAGAAGCUUUUCAAUAUCAUGCGGGAAAGAAAUGGAAGACUCGAUAAAGAAAAUAAUAUAUCCUCAAAUUGAAAAGAGUUUAGAUCUUUUUAAGGCACCUGCAGCUGUAAUGAAGAAAAGAGAACGAAAAAUUUUGGAUUAUGAUCGGGCUAAUUCAAUUAAAGCUAGGGGUGCAACACCUGAUAAAACGCUUCAACAAUCUGCAGACGCUUUUGUGUCGAUUUCAGCUCAACUCCAUGAAGAAUUACCCAUGUUUUUUAUAUACAUAACUGAAUAUUUUGACAUAAUUGUGCAUGAAUUAAUUAAAAUUCAGGCGAAAUUUUACAGGCAGAUGGAUAUGGAUUUCCGACAAUAUUUUUAUAAAUUUGUAGACAUAGAGGCCUUACAGCAAAUAUCUGAUGAUAGAGAAUUGGUUCUGAGGGAUAUAGAUGUAACGACAGAAUAUACAGAUUAUUUCCAUGGUUCAUUAGGAAUGGAAGAUCGAUUAAAUAAGUUGUUUAUUUUGAAUAGUAAGCAAGGUUUGUAUUAUUGGACAAUGAUAUUUGUAAUUAUCGCAUGCAAACACAGAAAUGGUCGAAGAUCUAGUUUUUCAGAGUCACUUGGAUCUUCAGGUUCGUCAAAGCAAGCAGAAGAUUCGCAAAAUCGAACAGGACGGUCGCCAUCAUGGUAUUCGGAUCAUUCACUAAAUAGCAGAAUACAAAACUCCUUUGGAUUUGAUGACUCAGAUAAUGAGAACCGAUCUAAAAACUUUUUAGACGACGGUUUUAAUUUUCAGGAAAUUAAAAUUAGAUCACAACAACGGUAUAGUGCUCACAAAAAGUAUGCUACUGAUGGUGUUAUAGAUCGUCGUUCAUUAGAAGAUGAUGACGAUGAUGUGUUUCAUGAUUCCUUGACCGGCGAAGAGGAUGACGAAUCCCUAUUUUUAUGUCAAACUAUUCAUACAAAUAAAUCGAAAGAAAAAAAUGAAUUAAACUUUAAACCAGGAAUUUUGCUCAAAAUUAUACACAUAGAUGAGAGUGGAGAGUGGUGGUUUGCAGUCAAUGAGGAUACUGGAGAGAGGGGAUGGGUGGAUCCAGCAUUUGUUGAAAGAAUUGGUUAA